AUGUCGAACUCUGACCGGUAUGAUCGACAUGGUCCAUAUAGCCCACCGCCAGCAGAGCUGAAGGAACGCCCCUACUGGCGACACGGUGGGAGCCGUGAAGAGCCGGAGUAUGACAGGAGGCCGAGUAGCAGCUACGACAGACGAGAUCCCUAUGCCCCUAGUAGCCAUGAGGAGCGCCGAGAUCCUUAUGCUGGCGGCUACGACCGGAGUCCCUAUGCCAGCCCUCCUGUUGGACACGAUGCAGAGCGGCGGGAUCCCUAUGCUGGCGUUCCUACGUCGCGGGCGGGCUCAGAUCCCUAUGCUAAUGCAGACAGAAGGUAUGCCUACCCCGCUUAUGCCGAUCCUGACAGGAGGUAUGACGAAAGGGACUUCCGCUAUGCGCAGCCCCCGCCGCCAGGUUAUGAUCCCUAUUAUGACCCUUACCGUCAACAUUAUCCCCCACCGCCAGGGCCCUACGGAGGAGGGUACUACCCGCCGCCACCAGGCUAUGGUGCCUACCCACCGCCACCAGGAUAUGGGCCACCCCCGCCAGGGUACGCACCACCAGGCUAUCCUCCGGCUUACCCGCCACCACCCCACUAUCCUCCCAUCGCACACAGGCCUUAUAGCCCCGAGCCGGAGAGAGAGCCCCCGAAACGGGGAGGCAAGGGGCAGAGGCCCAAGAAGGAGCAGAACUCGGGACAGGGGGGCGGUCAGGGUCCUGGACGCGGCAAACGGAAGCGCGAAGCUUCCCCAGAGAAUCCACCCGUGGACGGGUCUGAGAUUAAGCUCAAGUUCUCCGAGGUGCUGCCCAGAUUGGUGAAAGCAGCUCAAGAGCAAGAAGGAAGCCGCUUCCUGCAGUGGAAGCUGAGUGGGAAUGCUAGCGAAGAGGAGCUGACCCAGAUCUUUGACAAGGCGAUUCCUGCAGUGGUAGACCUCGCCAAUGACGCGUUUGGGAAUUUUGUGGUACAGAAGCUCUUCGAGGCUGGCAACGAUGAUCAGCAUAGUCGGCUGGUUGACAAGGUCAAGGGCCACGUCCUGGACCUUUCCAAAGACAAAUUCGGCUGCAGAGUAGUCCAAAAGAUGCUGGAGCGUUUGCCACAGAGUUUGAAGUUGGACGUUGCAUCAGAGAUGACUGACGAUGUUAUCGACCUUAUCGAAGACAUGAACGGUAACCAUGUCAUCCAAAAGGUGGUAGAGAACCUCCGCCCAGAGGUUGGCUUCGUCAUCCAAGCCGUGUCCAAUAGUGACACAGCGGAAAAGAUGGCGUCACAUAUCUACGGCUGCCGGAUCAUCCAGAGGCUCGUGGAGAACUGUGACCUGGAAGACCUGACGGGAAUCAUCGACCCCAUCGUCCGCGCAGCCUCGAAGUUGUCCAAGGACAAGCAUGCAAACUAUGUGGUCCAGUGCAUUCUGGAGAAAGGGCGCAACGAAGACAAGAAGAGCAUUGUGCAAACAAUCAGCAAGAAUGUGCUCGACUUCUCCAAGAACAAG
This is a messenger RNA of Symbiodinium pilosum, 1473 nucleotides long. The record is from the annotation of a GenBank genome assembly. Lineage: Eukaryota; Dinophyceae; Suessiales; Symbiodiniaceae.